Molecule: messenger RNA, 4867 nt
Organism: Cladophialophora immunda
Lineage: Eukaryota; Fungi; Ascomycota; Eurotiomycetes; Chaetothyriales; Herpotrichiellaceae
Exons: 1
Coding region: 158-4441 (1427 amino acids)
Biological process (GO): mitochondrial transcription
Cellular component (GO): mitochondrial DNA-directed RNA polymerase complex
Molecular function (GO): mitochondrial promoter sequence-specific DNA binding; DNA-directed RNA polymerase activity
Source: RefSeq, a predicted model, not a curated record
AGUCACUCCAUGUUCUGUCCAUCGACGAGAUUGUACCAUCACCUCAAGACUCCUUUUCCAUCCAUUGGGCGCUGCGGAGGGCCUCUGUGAUGAUAGAUUUCAUUGAAAAUCCUAUCAUUGCAGCUUCUUCGAGCAGUCUUGCAUCUGGUUUUGCGCAAUGCUGCGCACGCGAGCUGCGGCCAACUCGAAGCAUGCCCUUCAAUAUGUCCAACAGGCGGCAGAAAGAAUACAGUUACCGUGGCUGUGUCCCGCCCUCGCUCAACCGUAUACUGCCAGACACAAGCACAGAUCAAUAACCACACGUCCCACGGUGUCGCGCCCAAAAACUUUGCCUGCGCCUAUCACCCAGUCUAGACAUCUCGCCUCCCCAGCGUCCGCACACGAAAACUUUGACCGCAGCGAUGAAUAUAUCCCUUUCACCUAUGGCAACCGAGAAUAUCCUAUAACACAGAACCCGCAUCGAUCUUCCAAAAGUGACCUUUCUCCUUUCGACCUCUCUCAGAUAUUGAUGCUCGACGCCGCUGAGCUGCUCGAAGAUCACCUCGAGAGCAAUGCGGGCAACAACAAGCUGAGGAAUAUUGAUGAGAUCGAGGCCACCCUAGACGCUUGUCUCCAAGUCCACCGGUGGGAUCGGGCAUUCACACUCCUGUCACAGUUGAGCCUCUUCUGUCAAAAUAAUCCCGCUCGAUUGAGAAACUCAUUCAACCGCGUUCUUGCCGCUAUGGUGGACGAUCUCAUAUGGAGCCGCAAUACCCAUCAUGAAAAACAGAUAAAUGAAUGGAUUGAGGUGCACAUGAGAAAAGCGGACCUGGAACCAGACGCUCAUACCUUUGCGUUAAAAUUAAAGGCGGCGUUGGAGACCUUGGUUGGAUCGAAAAGAGACCGGACAGUACGCCGCUACUGGGAUAUGACCAAAAAGUACCAAUUGGAGAGCAAGGUUCUGAGUAUGCGAGAUGUUCUGGAUGACAGAGAUCUUGGGAAACUCUCUGAAAUCUGUACAAUCGAAGUUACCGCCCGUCAGGCGGAGCCUUUUCCCGACACCCUACCGCCAGACUCAGUGCGGACCGAAUCUAUGGAGAAAGAGCAAGUCCAUGUUCGAGAAACAGAACAAAAGGGAUUGGGUUUGUCUUCGCUUAGACGCUCGCUGUCUCUCUUCUCCGAACAGACGGAAAACAUUGUCGAGACAAGGUCGGAAGAAGACCCCCUUACACAACGGCAACGACGGCUGGAGAGAGACGCAAUCCAAUCCGCUCUCGACCGGUGGAAGGCCGAAUUCCAGAAAAGAGCUAGCAUAGGGAUUCUGCCCACGGAUCUCGCUCAUGGCGAAAUUGGAGCUUUACUUUGGCAAUGGCAUGAGAUAAUGGCUGAAAAGAUCAAGCAGGAGAUCAAGCUAGCUAGGGAAGAGGAUGAACUGGCUGGUCCAAAGUCAGCACAGCAGAAACUCAGAGCCGAGUGCUCGCCAUUUCUUGAGCUGCUACCUCCGGAGCAUGUGGCUGCUGUCACCUCCAUCGCCUUGAUGCAGAUCAUGAGCAAGGUGGGCGCUUCGAAAUCAGUCAAGCUAGUCCGGCUGGUCACUUCACUGGGACAGACUCUCGAAAAUGAAUACAACGCGACGAACAUCAAUCGGGAAAGAAAUGCCAUGCGCAAGGCAAAGAGACAAGGAAUCAUCGAAUCCCCAUUCGAGCAUGAAGCAACGCUAUCCUCGCAUCUGCAUAGACGCUCAUCUCACCAUGCUGCUCGACCGUUUGUGUACAGUAAAGAGUGGACCAAAGCAAUACACGGGAAGGUCGGGGCUGUACUUUGUGAACUUAUGUUCGAGACUGCCAAGAUCACGAUCACGAGAAAGGACCCAAACACCGGAGCUGCACUUUCAAUGCCUCAGCCUGUCUUUCUGCAUUCCACUACCUAUCAUAAUGGCCGAAAGGUGGGUAUGGUGUCCCUGCAUGAAGAGUUUGUCAAGCUUCUAGUUAGCGAACCCGCAGAACAUCUGAUUGCCAAGCAAUUACCCAUGGUGUGCCCGCCCAAACCCUGGAAAGGCUUCUACGAUGGAGGGUUUCUGGAGUCCAAGCAACCAUUUCUCCGAAUCAAGCAGAACGAAACCGCGCAAAAGGACUACGGCAUCGCUGCUGCAAGCCGAGGUGAUCUGGACCAGCUAUUUGCUGGGGUUGACGUCCUUGGCAAGACUGGCUGGCGGAUCAACAAGGACGUGUUCUCCAUCAUGCUCGAGGCCUGGAAUAGCGGCGAAGAGGUCGCCAACCUCCCGCCUCUCAACAAAGUCUUCCCUGAAAUCGAACGACCUGGUGAGAAUGCCACGCAAAAGGAGCGCUGGGAGUGGUUCUCCAAGAUGCGCGCAAUGGACAACGAGCGAACAGGCAUCCAUUCGAAUCGGUGCUUUCAGAAUUUCCAGAUGGAGAUCGCAAAGGCCUACCUCAAUGAGACGUUCUAUUUGCCGCAUAAUAUCGACUUCCGCGGGCGUGCCUAUCCUAUUCCACCCUAUCUCAAUCAAAUGGGUGCCGAUAAUUGUCGAGGCCUCUUGUUGUUUGACAAAGGCCGUGAGCUGGGCAACGACGGACUGCGCUGGCUGAAAAUCCAUCUUGCCAAUGUUUACGGAUACGACAAGGCUAGUUUGUCUGACCGUGCCCAGUUUCCCAUGGACCACCUGGACGACAUUUACGACUCCGUCAAUAACCCUCUCAAUGGACGACGCUGGUGGCUCACCGCGGAGGAUCCGUGGCAAUGUCUAGCCACUUGUUUCGAAUUGACCAACGCUCUCGCGAACCCCGACCCUACGAAGUUCGUUUCCAGACUGCCAAUUCAUCAAGAUGGCUCGUGCAAUGGACUGCAGCAUUACGCUGCCCUAGGCGGGGACCUCGCUGGAGCCCGGCAAGUCAACUUAGAACCGGGCGACAAGCCUGCCGACGUUUAUAGCGGUGUGUGCGAGCUAGUCAAGGCUGAAAUCAAGGAAGACGCGGCCAAGGGUGACUCGCUGGCAAAACUGCUUGACGACAAAGUUACACGCAAAGUGGUCAAGCAGACGGUCAUGACUAACGUCUACGGGGUCACCUUCCUUGGCGCGAUUCGCCAGGUGCGAAAACAGGUGGAAGUCCUGAUCCCGGAAGUUGAGGCUGCUGGGCUUUCAGGCAAAGCAUCGACGUACAUUGCAAGAAAGAUCUUCAGAGGUCUUGGUGCACUGUUCACUGGAGCCCACGAAAUCCAGUACUGGUUGGGCGAUUGUGCCAACCGUAUCAGCUCCUCGAUCUCGCCCGCACAGCAAGAAAGAAUUUACGAAAAGGAAGCCUCUGGCGUGCCGAAGGCUAAAGAACGAUCAGGCCGAAGCAAAGCCAAGGGCAAGGAGGUAUUGGAGUCAGCAGCAUUCCGGUCACCGGUCAUUUGGACCACACCUCUCAAAUUGCCUGUGGUGCAGCCCUAUCGCAUCAAUAAGGGAUUGACGAUCCAAACCAAUCUCCAGAGCAUCACACUGGCCCAACCGAGUGUUGCAGACGCUGUCAACAAGAGAAAGCAGUUGCAGGCAUUCCCUCCGAACUUCAUCCAUUCCCUUGAUGCGACGCAUAUGGUCCUCUCGGCUUUGAAGGCCAACGAACUUGGGCUCAGUUUCUCUGCCGUGCACGACAGUUUCUGGACUCACGCUGCCGAUGUCAAUUCUCUCAAUGAACUCUUGCGAGAUGCUUUCAUCCGAAUGCAUAGCGACGACAUCAUCGGGCGGCUUGCGGCCGAAUUCAACAAGCGGUACGACGGUCAUUUCUACUUGGCGCAAAUUAACAAGUCCAAUAUGCUUGGGAAAGCCAUCACCGAGUACCGUAGGCAGAUGGUCGCCGAAGGAGUCUUUCCUGCAGGGAAUGGGUUGAAGAGCAUCCAGAAAAGACGGCAUGCUGAAUUGUUGCGAGAAAUCCGAAAGAAGAAAUUAAUGGCCAGUGAUGAUCCUAAACAGAAGGAGGAGGGCGAGCGGAUGGUAACAGCGGCCAGUCUAUACGACCAAUACGAUGGAGAUAAGUAUUUGUUUCAUCGUGACUCUUUGGGAGAGACAGCCAUCGGCGCUAUCCCCGAGACUAUGGAUUGUGCCAAAGAGGAGAUUGUGGAUGCAGCCCUCAACGCGAGCGGAGUGUCUGAUGACAUCGACCUAGCAAGCACUUUGGAUCCGCUGAGAGAUUCGGUCGCCAACGACAAUGACGAAGACACCAUCGACAUCGGCAAGGCCGGCGAUACCAUGCACGAUGUAACCCCAUCGGACCCAGUCGCAAAGGCACACCAAGUUGCUGUAAAUGCCUUCGGGCAGAGGCUCCGAACACAAAAGAGAAAGACUGGCCAGAAGAGCCAGAACAACCAAAUAUGGUUGUGGCUGCCCAUCAAGUUCCGACCUGUGCCUAAAAGGGGUGACUUUGAUGUCAACAGGCUGAAGGACAGCACUUACUUCUUUUCGUGAAUGUAUUACAUUCUGGAAACCAAUGAAAGAGGAGGCGUCUUUUGCACGGUGCAGGUGCACGCAAUGUGACAUUUUAGCAGCAAGGAGUUUGGAAAGAGAGGAGAGAUCAUGAAAAAGCUCAUGCAUGAUUAAAAGGUGUUUGCAUACAGCAUGGGCAUUCCCAACAGGCGGGGAUGCGGAACCGAAAUUCGGCUGUACAGGGCAAAUUCGAGUGAUGUUCCACCCGCUCAAAAUGUAUAUUUGUAUAUAUACCAGCUCUCCGCAUUGGAUCUGGGAUGUGAGAUAUUACAGAGAGAGGAUCUUUGUUACAUACCUGCUUAUCGAGCCCUCUCUAGCUCUGCGAGGACCAAGGGACAUGGCCGGUGAGGAUGGAAAAUGUAAAUUAUACACGUAACAUGGCAAAUUCGCGUUGUGCUCGAGGAGACC